Messenger RNA from Clonostachys rhizophaga, 1422 nucleotides. Lineage: Eukaryota; Fungi; Ascomycota; Sordariomycetes; Hypocreales; Bionectriaceae. The record is from the annotation of a GenBank genome assembly.
AUGAACUUCUGUGACAAUACCCACCUUCAUACCUUGGGGCUCAACCUGGAAGCCCAGAUCGAGCUCCGGCUGGUGGCAAAUCCCACACCACGACACGGUGAUGAUGGGAAUGGAUCUCACGGCGGCUUAGCUUUCAAACCGGCCUCAAAGCAGCUGCAGGUUGGCCGAGCCCGUCGAGGAAAGGGUCCAUUGAAAGCCCCAGCGGAGAAGCAGGAUCGGCACAAGAACCUCGUCCUCGCCGCUCCCCAAUGCCUCGGGUGUGAUUUGCAUUGGGUCACCUUUGCGGAGCCAAAGGAGCCAUACAUGUCGGAAGCCUGCGCUGACUUCCUUACUUGUGUCAGAGACACGUUUUAUCCCUCUCAGAUCUGCGCGCGGCUUGACAAGGUCGACAGAUCCUUGUGGGUCGUCCUACUCGAGGAUCCCCUCUACUUCAACGCUAUUCAAUUCGGUACUCUUGCAUAUAGGGAGUUGCUCGCUGGCCUACCCUCCAGCAAGGAGACACACAAGCAUAGACUAAAGACUAUCCGCCUUCUCAGGGAAAGAAUAAGCUCGAUCGAUAAUAAAGCGGCAACUUCCGAUGCAACGGCCCUGGCUAUCAUCAUUCUAGCACACUUUUCAGAGGCAGUUGGGGACGCCAAAAGCUUUGAGGCCCACAUGAAUGGGCUAAAGGCGCUGGUCGAUGCACGAGGAGGGUUGAAAGACUUGAAGUCGGGCCUCAUAGAGCUUCGGACAAAGAUAUGCAGAGUUGAUACCGCCUUUGCCUUUCUUUCUGACCGUCCUCCAAUGUUCUUCCAGGGCGAAGUACCAUGGGACCGUUAUGUUCUAGAUCAAUACAACCCUACAGAUAUUAGCUCAGACUACAUCCAGCUCCAGAAUAUGCAGUCACUCGAUUGGAGAUUACUUAAUGUCUGGUUGGAUAUGCAACAGUUUUCAUUCAUGUGCAACGACAUUCAGAAACGUGGCGUGCGACUUGAUCAACUCGUUUACAGCAAGAUCAUGGUUUCGAUGCAAUACCGUCUACUCUGCCUGUCCUUCAGCGAUUGCUCCUUAAACAAUGCAUUGCGCGCCGCGAUGUUAGUUGUCAUGACGAGAUUGAUGUUUGGAUGGCAUCCGAGAAAUGAUGCCCAAGUUCGGGCCGCAGUGCGACUUGAUGAGGCCAUGGUCUCUAUCCUGGAUGGAAAACUCGAUGUGCCCCAUCACGUCUUGUUCUGGAUGCACAUGGUCCGAAGUCAACUGGGCGGCUUGGCUCGGAUAGACGCUCGCCUCAAUACUUGGCUUGUCGACACGAUUGAGGCGCUUUCUUUUCGUUCCUGGGCAGAAUCAAGAAAGGUUCUGCUCUCAAUGGUGUGGUUUGAAUUCUUUGGAGAAUCGCAAGCUGAGCUUGCUUUUGAUUAUGCCUCCACGAACCUGCCCGGCCGUUGA